CGGACCUCGGCGCGCUCCCGGCCGCUCGCUGGCGGUGGGGCCGCGGCGGCUCCUCUGCCGGGUCGCGCCGGAGGACGGGCUUCGGGCGGCGGCCGGGGCUGGCCUGCGGACGGACGGGUGGGCCGAGGCAGGGCCCGCGCCCGCCGUCUCCCGCCUCCUGCCGGCGCCGGGCCCGCGCCAUGGCCGCCUCGCCGGGCUCCGGCAGCGCCAACCCGCGGAAGUUCAGUGAGAAGAUCGCGCUGCACACGCAGCGGCAGGCCGAGGAGACGCGGGCCUUCGAGCAGCUCAUGACCGACCUCACCCUGUCGCGGGUUCAGUUUCAGAAGCUUCAGCAGCUCCGCCUUACACAGUACCACGGAGGAUCCUUGCCCAACGUGAGCCAGCUGCGGAGCAGUGCCCCAGAGUUCCAGCCAGCGUUCCACCCAGCUGACAGCGUGCGGGGGACCCGCCACCACGGGCUGGUGGAGAGGGCGUCCCGGACUCGCUUCCACCCCCUUCACCGACGAUCCGGGGACAAGCCGGGACGACAGUUCGAUGGUAGUGCGCUUGGAGCAAAUUACUCCUCACAGCCCCUGGAUGAGAGUUGGCCCAGGCAGCAGCCUCCUUGGAAGGAAGAGAAGCACCCUGGGUUCAGGCUGACAUCUGCACUCAACAGGACCAAUUCUGACUCUGCUCUUCACACCAGUGCUCUGAGUACCAAGCCCCAGGACCCCUAUGGAGGAGGGGGCCAGUCGGCCUGGCCUGCCUCAUACGUGGGUUUCUGUGAUGGUGAGCAUGACGUGCAUGGGGAAGUGGUGUCUUUUCCCGGCCCGCUGAGGGAAGAGAACCUGCUGAACGUCCCCAAGCCACUCCCGAAGCAGCUGUGGGAGACCAAGGAGAUCCAGUCCCUGUCUGGGCGCCCUCGAUCCUGUGAUGUGGGAGGUGGCAGCACUUUCCCACACAACGGUCAAAACAUGGGCCUCUCCCCCUUCCUGGGAACCCUGAACACGGGGGGGUCGUUGCCAGAUCUAACCAACCUGCACUACUCGGCGCCACUGCCAGCCUCCCUGGACACCGGUGACCACCUCUUUGGAAGUAUGAGUGUGGGGAACAGCGUGGGCAACCUUCCCGCUGCCAUGACUCACCUCGGCAUCAGAGGCUCUUCUGGUCUCCAGAGUUCUCGGAGCAACCCCUCCAUCCAGGCCACGCUCAGCAAGACAGUUCUCUCCUCCUCCUUCAACAGCCACCCGGAGGCCUCCGCUCCCAGCGCCUCUGCCCUCCACCCCUCACUCCGCCACUUCUCGCUCAGCAACCCAUCCCUUUCCACCACCAGCCUGAGCGGCCCCUCCCGGCGCAGGCAGCCACCUGUCAGCCCCCUCACACUGUCUCCUGGCCCUGAAGCACAUCAAGGUUUCAGCCGACAGCUCUCUUCAACCAGCCCCUUGAACCCGUAUCCUGCCUCACAGAUGGUGUCCUCGGAUCGAAGCCCACUCUCCUUCCUGCCCACAGAAGCUCAAGCCCAAGUGUCCCCCCCACCCCCUUACCCUGCAGCCCACGACCUGCCCCAGCCUCUGCUGCAGCAGCCCCAUGCCCAGGAGCCGCCUGCCCAGCAGCCCCAGGUGGCCUCAUCGCUGCCCCAGUCGGACUUCCCGCUCCUCACAGCGCAGGGCUCAUCUUUGACCAGCUUCUUCCCAGAUGUAAGCUUUGACCAGCAGUCCAUGAGGCCAGGUCCAGCCCUUACUCAGCAGGUGCCCCUGGUGCAACAAAGUCCCCAAGAACCACAGGACUCCUUUCAUUUGAGACCAAACCUGUAUUCCAACUGCGGGAAUUUCCCAAACACCGUCCUGACAGAAGACUCGAGCACCAGCCUGUUCAAAGACCUCAGCAGUGCGCUGGCAGGCAUGCCCGAGGUCAACCUAAGCGUGGACACUCCGUUCCCACUGGAGGAAGAGCUCCAGAUCGAACCUCUGAGCCUGGACGGACUCAACAUGUUAAGCGAUUCCAGCAUGGGCCUGCUCGACCCCUCUGUAGAAGAGACAUUUCGAGCUGACCGACUGUGAGGUGAUCAGAAUGGGACAGGAGGACUUAUUUCCGAAACAGCUAAAACAGAACGGAAUGGAACCAGCUCCACCCCUGGGUGUUAGUUAACUCAGGCUUCUGACCUGGAAGGAACCCAAUUCCUCAGCUCCCAGCUCACAGAUGAGGUCCCAUCUCAGUCGCCGUGGCCUUCUCUCAACCACAGAGCUGGGCGCCGUCCCUCAGGCCCACAGCACAGGCCCUGUCGCUGCAAGCCUGCUGCUUUGGCGCUUCUGAUGACUCGGUCGUCACCACACCUGUGACAUCUUUUACUGACCCUCUAGUUGGUCAAUGAGUAAAAGAAAAUGUGUACCGAGAGGCCUCAGUAGCCGUGUAUAAUGCUCAGAACCACUGAUCUCAGUCAACACUGAAGAAAGGACCCGAAGUGGGGGGCGGUCUGGGGCUGUGGGCCUCCAGGAGCCGACUCACCUCCAGCAACGGUACCAAGCCCCACGAUGCCUGCCAUGGUCCCACUGCCUCGACUUAGCACCCCAGGCAGCCAUGGGAAGUCCAGGGCAGUGCAGAGGGCCAGGGCUCCCUGAGAGACCUCCAUUCAAACACAAAGAAGGAUUUCCGCCACAUGUCCAAGAACAGACAUGAGUUGAGCAAACUGAAUUCUAAUUGGUUUUCUCCCGGUUUGUAAUCUCUUCUCUGCUGCUGCAGUACCGCUUUUCCUUUGGAUGAGAGGAAAAGGAAGACUAUUUUAUUUUAUUCUGUCACUGAAGAAAAAAAAAAAAUCAAAAUCCCCUGGUAAUGGAUGAGCCUGAAGAGAACAGGGCUUCUACUCAGUGGCUGCAGAAGACAGAGAGAGGGGGGCUGUGUGUAGGUAUCUUACAGGCACACGAUGUCCUCUAGACAAGCUCCAAACCAUCUAGACCUCCCUGUCAACAGACUGGCCAGGAGGAGUGGCCAGGGGUCUGGACCAGCACCACCACCCCUCCCCAGCAACUGUGCAGCAGCAGAGGGAAGCUGGUUCUCUGUGGAAAGGGGGUGUUCCUGUCACCCCACUAGACCGUAAGCUCCUUGAGGGCAGAGACUGUGCCUUACCCAUCACCAAACCCCUAGCACCCAACAAGUGCCUGGCGCUGAGCAGGUGCUGCUGACCUGGGCGUCGAAUGCACACACGCGUGAAUGAGCAGAUGAAGCACGAAUGAAUGAACCUGCCUCGCUGGGAGGCAGUCUAAUCUUUCACUGACCCUCUUCCUCACCAAAGCUUCUCAGAGCUUCAGCUUUUCUAACACUUAUGCCUGUGGUUAAGUGAAGCACACACUUUAAGAUGCUUUUAACACUAGGUGACCCAAGUCCACGGUUAGGCCACAUACCUUGUCCUCCUCAAGUCUAUGCACGUGGGUGGACAAUGUCUUGUGAGUGCACCUAUGGUGGCUCAGCAAGCUGGGGCCUCCCCCAUACUGGGACCUCGGGGGUCCCAGCCAUCACAAACAUCUUCUCUCUCAGACCCGUGUUUUGCUCUUGAUUGCAUUAAGAGAUUCACCCUCUGAAGCUGAAGAAAUAAUGUAUAGUAAAACGAAGGCCUAAUUUACGGAACCAUCAUUAGGCAUCAGUACUUUAGCACAAAAUGGUAUUACUGUAUUUCCACCAGCACCUCUGAUUCAGUCUAUGCCAGCCCCUGACCAGAAACCCCGAUGGGUGGGCUUAAAAACCAUCAGGGAGGAGUCUGGGCAAAGGGGCCUCACACGGGCCUGGGAAGACAGCAUAGGGUGGACAGACACACUGAAGGAGUGAUAAAGAUGCUAGAACCAGACGGACAGCUUCUUUCCAGGAGACACCGGGCAUGUUGCUAAAGGGUCCAGAUUGCUCCCACCUAAAGAAGCAAAGCAGCACCGUGUGGGUCUGAACCUGACAUGUGUCCCUGGUGGCAGGAAGGGGUCUGUCACAGGGUCCUGGGCUGUUGACCUCCCCAGACCUUCUGUUUCCUUCUGUCUCCAGGGGGCUGCCUUCCCUCCAAUCUUUUAAGUAACCCCAACGGUGUACCGCUGUGUCUCCAGUGUGGAGCCCAGGUCUUGGUCUUCCUGCAUCACAUUCGCUCUGAACACCCCCCUCUUGAAUUAGAAAGACCAGAGCCUUCCCUGCCUGAGCUCUGGCUCAGGAAGGGGCCGUGGGCUUCCCCUUCGAAGCCUUAUUCCCAGUUAGACUUCCAGAUCUCAGCGACUUUUUGUGAAAGAAAAUGGCCUUUCAUUGUACACAGCACCCCAACAUGCUGAAAGAGCCAGAUGCUGCCUGCCUCUCAUGUGUCAGAAACCCCCUGAGAUCUGAACUAGCCUUUCAGACAAGGGGGAGUGCUGAUGUCAUGAGAGGUGUUUUUUUUUUUUUUUUUUUUAAUGGAGAUUCCAGGAUAGUCUGCUCUCUACACAGUGCCUUACCCGUGGUGAUCACUGGUGUCAGGGUCCUAACUCUGUCUGCACAGCAGCCCAGCCAUACAGCCAGAGACCCCGAGACCUGCAGGACCAAGUAUGCUCCCCUGGGCAUUCACCAAGGACUUGUGGAAAUGGAGGCUCCUGGGAAAAGUGACUUGUUUGGGGGGAGGGUAACGAUGACAGUAAGGUUUAGCACUGAAUCCAGUUUGUCCAUCCCCUCUCUUCCUGUGAAAAGGUUUUGGACAUUAUACAACCUGCCUUGCUUACCCAUGUCAAGGACACCCAUGGACAGGGGUCGCCCUGACCUCCUCACUGCUGCCUUUGGUCCUCAGCAUCUGAAAUGGCUGCAGACUUCAGAGUAAACUAUUUUUCAAUAUUUAGUUUUUCACAAGAAAUCCAUGGUUGUACUACUCUCAUUUACUAGCAGUUAAACAGCAUAAGACUAAAAACCUAUCUGUGUUUCUGUUUUUUCUUCCCCCUUCUGUAUGGUUGUGGUUUUUAGGACAUAAGGUUCAGGAGAACCUUGGUUAUGUCUAGAUCAACAUGAAUUCUCCACUGUCCUGUCUCAUUUCUCCUAAGUCUACUGUAUAUUACCUGAGCUGAAAUGUAUACCCCAGUCCAUCUGCAUAGUUGAAGACACUUUCUACUCUGACCCUUGUCGUCUCUUCUGAUUCAUGCACGGACGGUCUGGUCCCAAGCGUGUUUCUUCCACGGCUUUGUGAUGGAAACAUCACAGCAAAACUAAUCAGACUUCCCACCAGUAUCCUAGUCCACAUGCCCCUCGUCAAACAAUAUUUAAAGAUUGGAAAUUUGUAUAAAGUAGCUUCCAAGUUUUAUAAUGCAUCGUUUUACAUCUUUCGUAAUUAAAAGCAGCACAAUAAGGUUG
Messenger RNA from Cervus elaphus (red deer), 5316 nucleotides. It is a transcript of the gene CRTC3, whose product is annotated as CREB regulated transcription coactivator 3. The transcript is spliced from 15 exons. Gene Ontology annotation, cellular component: cytoplasm; nucleus. The record is from RefSeq and is a predicted model, not a curated record. Lineage: Eukaryota; Metazoa; Chordata; Mammalia; Artiodactyla; Cervidae. Bases 180 to 2039 code for a protein of 619 amino acids. Gene Ontology annotation, molecular function: cAMP response element binding protein binding. Gene Ontology annotation, biological process: protein homotetramerization; positive regulation of transcription by RNA polymerase II.